UCAUAAAAUGAAAAAUAUUAGUUAAUUAUAUUCUCGUUUGAGCGAGAUUCAUAACCAUCCAAAAUGUCGGACGCAUGGGACGCAGAAGACUUCGAACCUGAGGAUUUUAAGAACAAACCAUCGGAUCGAUGGGAAGGAGAGGACGAGGACGAUGUAAAGGAAAGCUGGGAAGAUGACGAUGAAGAGGAGAAGAAAGAUGAUAAAUCAGAUUCAGAUUCCAAACCCUUCCAAAGAAAGAAAAAGAAACCAUUAGCAGAGAGAAUAGCCGAGAAAGAAGCUGCAAAAUUGGCAAAAGAAGAGGAAGAGAAGAAGCAAAAUACACCAUUGUCAGCGGAAGAGGAACUCACAGAAAAAUUACGCAGAGAAAAAAUUCAAAAAGAGGCUGAUCUAAAGCUGGCUAAGGAAGCUUUCGGAGUUGAUGCCACUGGAAUCGAUGCUAUGUAUCCUGAGACAGAAGAAGAAUACAACAGAUUUGAGGAGGCAUUAAAAACAAAAAUCUCAUUUUUCGAAAAAUCCAAAAAUUAUGUUCCAUUUUUAGAAAAGUUAUUCACAGAUUUAGUGGUUUCAUUAGAAGGGGAGGAUGUUAAAAAGCUUGGUGCAACACUCAACACUGUAUUUCACGAAAAACAGAGACAACAAAAGGAGCAGGACAAAAAGAAGAAAAACAAGAAGAAGAUUGUGAUAAAAGCGGAGCGUGACAAUGAUUUUGGUGACCUUGCUGCAGCCUCUACAGGCGGUUAUGACGACUUUUUCGACGACGACUUUAUAUAACCUCUUGUGAUUACCAUGUAUUAAGUGGCUUAUUGUGCAAAUUGCUCUAUCAGUGCAUGAAAAUUGGCUGUUUCUGAUUGGCCGAGGGGAUACCAUGUGAUUGAGCCUCUGAGAAGUUGUGUACAAAAUUCUAUUUAUUGAAGUUCAAGGAUUCUUCAAUUUACUGAAGGAAUUACAUCAUAUUUUUAGAUGCAGAACAUUGUUGAUUAUCUUUCAUUCAAUGAAAUUAAUAAAUUCACAUUAUAGUUAUAAUCUUA
Molecule: messenger RNA, 1028 nt
Organism: Magallana angulata
Lineage: Eukaryota; Metazoa; Mollusca; Bivalvia; Ostreida; Ostreidae
Product: eukaryotic translation initiation factor 3 subunit J-A-like
Exons: 9
Coding region: 64-771 (235 amino acids)
Cellular component (GO): cytoplasm; eukaryotic translation initiation factor 3 complex
Molecular function (GO): translation initiation factor activity
Source: RefSeq, a predicted model, not a curated record